UUGAUCUAUCAGUUUAAACGACAAGAUGCUCUGACAUAAUAAUGCAGCGUGUGUCUGUUACAUCCAUCUGGUCAAUGAUGCUCUAUAAGUCACAUGAUGUAUCCAGAAAGGGGGACAGACCACGUGGGGCCAGCCUGACCAACCAGAGAUUAACACUGAUAAGCCCGAUCUGGUUAGACGGUCACGUGGUCACGAUAAAUAUGUACAAUCUGCUUAUGGUGGUGUAAUCUGACAACAACAACCUCACGUCCAAAAAUGCAUCAAUACCAGCCCAUCGGCUACCGAUGGCGAUCGUCCCAAAUAUUUCUCCUGGGAACUGUCACCAUCGCCCUCUUUGGAGAAGCUUUUCUUUAUGGAUUCCCCGUCCCGAUUCUGAGUCACAUGCUCGAGGUGCGGCUGGGCUUUGACCCGUCGCAAACUCAGACUCUCACGACGGCGAUUCUUUCCAUCCAUGGGUUUUUGGGUAUUGUUUCGGCUCCUGUAAUUGCCCAUUUUGCAGAUAAGACUCCCAAUCGCAAGGUUCCGUUGUUGAUUGCGUUGGCGGGAUGUCUUGUUGGAACGGUUCUCGUAGCGAGUACUCUGAAUCUCGCGAUGCUCUUUGUCGGGCGGGUUUUUCAGUCUAUUGCUGGGUCUGCGGCUUGGAUUGUUGGGUUCGCCAUGAUGGCUGACGCCGUUCCGACUGAGCACAUGGGCAAAAUGAUGGGCGUGGCGUUGAGUUUUGUCACGGCGGGAAUUAUCAGUGGUCCUAUGGUUGCUGGUGCCAUGCUAGAGCUGCUUGGAUAUUGGCCAGCCUGGACGGUUCCAUUGGUGGUGCUUGCGAUGGACUUUUUGGCUCGUGUGGUCAUGAUUGAAACGCCGAAAGAGGCCGAGGCAUCUGAUGUGCCUGGUCCUGCAGACGAGGAAACUUCACUUUUGCACAGUCAAGAUGGCAACAGUACGCCUGAGAUUGGUAAAACCGGGUUCUAUCGCCUCAUGCUCAGCAAACCUCGCGUCCUGAUCGGACUGUUAAACGUUUUUCUGUACUCGUCUAUCAUGGCUGGCUUCAACGCUACCAUCCCUCUUCAUGUUCGGUACGCUUUCAAUUGGGGCAGUUUACCCGCUGGUAUGAUGUUUCUCUGUCUCCAGCUGCCGUGCUUUGUCCUCUCUGUCCCUGCUGGGUGGAUGCGCGAUAAAUAUGGCCAGCGUUAUCCCAUCACCCUUGGCUGGUGUAUUCUUACACCCAUCCUGUGGCUUUUGGGUGUACCUGGCGAUGAGAAAUUUCCCUGGGCAAGCGCAGAAACAAAUGGGAAAACGAUAUUCGUGUGUGCCUUGGUCGCAUACGGUACAUUCGGAAUGCUGGUCCGUAGCGGAGGUGGCUUACAAGUAACUCGUGUUGGCAAAGAAAUGCAGACGAAGAAUCCCCAGAUAUUCGGACCGCACGGAGGCCACUCAAGGGUAUUUUCUAUGGUGGAAGUCGCAUUCAGCACGGGCACGAUGGCCGGACCUCUCAUUGCUGGUCCUUUAUCAGAGAACGUUGGAUUUUACUAUAUGACAAUAACCUUUGCGUGUCUUGCAGCGGUACUAGCUGUGCUGUCCUUGUCUUACAUGGAUGGACCACCGAAAAAGCAGCAGACAUAACCUGCAUCCAUAUAUACUAUAUAUACUUUAUGCUUAAUGAUGAACAAAAGCCUCCUCCUGAACAGGCAAAAACAACUCCUCCAGCGAGAGUCUCUUCUUAAUCAGCCCUCAUACAAAUACAACACCAACGCCUCCAGCGUCUUCCCAUUCAUCUACCCCAUACGGCCAGCCAUCUUCCCCAAAGACCUCUUUGGUUUCCUCCAAUUCAUCUGGUAUCCACGGUAGCAUUACCUGAAUC
This is a messenger RNA of Aspergillus wentii DTO 134E9, 1855 nucleotides long. RefSeq names its product MFS transporter. Lineage: Eukaryota; Fungi; Ascomycota; Eurotiomycetes; Eurotiales; Aspergillaceae. The transcript is spliced from 3 exons. The coding region runs from base 256 to 1617 and encodes 453 amino acids. Gene Ontology annotation, biological process: transmembrane transport. The record is from RefSeq and is a predicted model, not a curated record. Gene Ontology annotation, molecular function: transmembrane transporter activity.